AUGACUGAUUUGCUUUUGAUAGAACAGUUUACUACUGCUUAUACAUUUCUUAAUGAUCAUCCUGAAAUUAAUUUAUCUAAUGAAACAAAACUUAAAGCAAGUAACCUCUAUGGUCAUUAUAAAGUUGUAACAGUAGGCAAAAACGAUACAGCAAAACCAUCUUUAUGGGACCUUAGAGGAAGAGCUAAAUGGGAUGCAUGGAAAGAAGUUGAAAAUACUCCUGCAGAAGUUGCCAUGCAAAUAUAUAUUGAAACUCUAGAACAAGCAAACAUUGGUUGGAAUAGGCAUCGAUUGGAUGAUGAUGAUUAUACGGAUUAUGAGGAUGUCGAUAACGACAAGAGUAACUUAAGUACAGAACAAGAAAGAAUGACUUAUGUUUCUACAAUGUGCUAUGAAAUGGAAGAGGAAGAUCAUAAUAAAGAAGAUGAUAUUUUUUCAUAUACAAAGAAAGGUGAUAUUGCAGAGUUAAGUAAAAUUUUAGACUCAGAUAAAGUAGAUAUAAAUGCCAAAGAUGAUCAGGGAUUAGCGCUAUUACAUUGGGCAAGUGAUCAAGGUCAAUUAGAAGCUGUAAAAUUAUUGAUUGAAAGAGGAGCAGAUGUAAAUAUAUUGUCUGAUGUUGAAAAGGAAACACCUUUACAUCAUGCUUGUAUUUCUGAAAAUUUAGAUUGUGCUAGGUAUUUAUAUCAUCAUGGUGCAAAUUCACUUAUUAAAGAUGCUGAAGAAUCUAUUGCAUUUGAUUACUGUAAUAUUCAAUUUAAAGAAGAAGUUAUUAAAGAAUAA
Messenger RNA from Funneliformis caledonium, 780 nucleotides. The record is from the annotation of a GenBank genome assembly. NCBI's taxonomy places the organism in Eukaryota, Fungi, Glomeromycota, Glomeromycetes, Glomerales, Glomeraceae.